Symbiodinium natans is the source of this 4458-nucleotide messenger RNA. The record is from the annotation of a GenBank genome assembly. NCBI's taxonomy places the organism in Eukaryota, Dinophyceae, Suessiales, Symbiodiniaceae.
GUUGAGGCCGAGGUGAGAGCUUGCAUUGCCGGAGCUUUCCUGCCACCGUCGGAUGUUUUGCGUCCUGGAGAGCUUGAGAGCAUUGAUAAGGCCAUUACUGAGGCCCGACGACAAAUCCAGGAACCUUCCGAAGCACCUGCUGCUGCUGCCGUGAGCAAGGAAGAGGAGGAGUGGCGUCAAUACAUCUUGAGCGGCCACCUCCCCUAUCGCCGCGACUGCAAGGCGUGCAUCCUCGGGAGCGGGGUUGGCCUCCAACAUCGGAAGGUUAAGGCCCCGGCAUCUUUUGCCUUGUCUUGUGACCUUCUCGGUCCGUUGCCCGAGAAGGGGCUCUCGGAAGAUUGUAUCGCUUCCCGACCUCGACACAGAUAUGCCUUGGUGGCGGCCUACAGGGCACCGUCGGAGCUUUUGGAGAAGGGAGGCUGGAUCGGCGCCAGGAAAUCCAUCGAGGAUCUCUUCGCCAAGGAUCUGCUUGAUCAAAUGGCCAAGGAGGGCAAGGACCUUCGAGGAAUCCCUCCAAUUCCUGAGCAUGAUGUCAGUCCUGCCGAGGAGGACCACCGUCUGGAGGAGGAAGUCCAAGACGUUUUCUCCUGGCCAGAGGAGGAGGAAGGGGCGCCUGAGAUAUCAUUAACCUUGGAUACCGUGACCGUGGAAGUUGAAAAUGAGGAGGAAGGGGGUCUGUGGGAUGAAGAGGCCUUGCGAACGACUGUCAAACAGCUGGAAAGCCCUGUACCUCAAACCGUCCUUCGUUUUGUCCGCCCGAUUCCCUCGAAACACUUCACGGCCAUCCUGCCUGCCAUCCACUCCAUCAUCUCCGAAAUAGAGCGCAUCGGUCUACCCGUUCGUUCUUUGCACACCGACCAAGAUAUCCCUGUCAUCCAUUGGCCCUCGGCGAUGCAGUAUGCUGCUUCCUUGCAUCAACACCGAGUACUGGGAACAUCACCUCCGGCCUACUUCGGGCAACGAGUGCUGUUUAAGAGGCCUGUCCUUCCUGGCAACCUGAAGCCCUGGAAUCCCUGGUCCCAGGGGCGAUACCUGUCACCGUCCAACAUCGUCACCGAUGGGCAUGUUGUCUUGAAUGAUGAGGGGAAACUUGUGACGGUCCGGAACAUCCGGGCAAACCCAGUCGAUCCCGAGAAAGAAGUCCUGGAUAUGCCUGGCGUUGCUGCCGACUUUGGGUCCGAGUCCAAGCAAGACGACAUUCCUUCAUAUGUCGUGCCAACAGAGCCCUCCGAAGAACGAUACCAACCACCAGUACGCCGGGUUGUAGGAAAGUCGACCAACCAAGUCCCUUUGCCGAAGGCCCUAGAGUUCGCCCUGACCCACUUCACCUUAGCACAGAUCCAGCGGAGCCUCCUGUCCCUGCGCCUAGAAGGGGAGAGGCCCGAGCUUACCCGAUACCUCAAUGCCUUUCUGCAACACUCUCUCGGAGACUGCGAGCAUCCGUCCGGAACUCCUCCCACAUGGGUUGCCCUUGCUGUGUUCCGCGCGCGAGAGGUCUCUCCUCAUCGUGACCUUCAAAACGAGAUUGGGUCUUGGAACCAUGCCGUCCAUGUGAAGUGCCCUACCUUGUGGGCUGAGAGUACUCAAGACUCUAACCCGGUCUUUGGAGGAGGAAAGCAAGAGGAAAGCGAGGUCAAGGUUACUUCCGAAAGGGUUUUAGCCGGGAGGGAGGUUCAGUUUCUAGAAGGGGCUGUCACCUUCAAUGCCAGAAAGUGGCAUGCCGUGCCUGCAAGUUCAGAUUGGGUCGUUGCGGGUUUCACACCACUGGGAUGGGACCGUGACCUUUCUGAUGCCCUUAAAGGUUUUGGGUUCCCUGUGCCCUCACCGGUGAGGAUUGCAAUGAUCCAGGGAGGAGGGACAUCCUCGAGCUCGGGAGAACUUGGUUCCGACCUGCAAGGCGACAGUGCCGCUACCUCUGGCAUAUCGGGAACAGGUUCCACCCAAGCCUCGAUUCAAGUGUCCUCGCUUGGCUCAACUCCUGAAGAGGGCAUCGAGCUACCUGACAGGCUUGGUGCCAUCAAUGACCCCGACUUAGUUAGGGCCCUGGUUACCCUAAACCUCCAACACCGAGUAGAGGGGUUAGAGGCCUUGGGAGUUGAGGUUGCAAGGGACAUGCUUUAUGUGUACCCAGAAGACUUGCUGGAGGAAGGCUGGUCUCACGUGGAAACCAGACUUUUCCGUGAGUUGGUUCUGCGGAAUCUUGAGCAAGGGCCCACCACUGAUGCACGUCCUAGUGGUCCAACACCUGCGACCCCGGCUCAGGCUGGGGUACGAGCCAUUGGAGGAAAUGGUUCACGACCUACCUUCAUCCAGGAGAUCCGGCAAAGAAGGCAUCAGAGAGCAGCGGAGGAACGAGCUUCCAAUGUUUCUGAUGAUGCCACGGCCGGGUCGUCCGAACCGCCAGAAGGACGACCAGAUCCUCGGGUGACACCAGCUAUCAUCGAAGCACCGGCCCAAGAGGCAUUCGAUGAGAUCCAGCAGUGGACCCCAAUUCCGCUUGAGGUUCUGCGACUUGCUGAGGAGCUUGGUUCCGAGGCGGAUUUGGUGGCGCGACCUAGUGACAUCGAAUAUGCCAACAACACGUUCGAUGAUAUGGUUCGGGGGUACUUUUGGAAUCGGAAUGGGUUGCAUCCCAUCGUCGCUCGCCUGGCCCUGAGAACCUUCGCCAGACACCGCUGUGAUGUCCUGGGCCUGUCAGACCGUCACCCUGAUGAGGAAGCCCAGGAGGAGUCAACGCUUGAGACUCCGGUGAUCCGAAUGGCCCUGCAUGACCACGAAGACCUUGAAGAACCCCCUCUGGCCAAUGCGCAUUCCUCAUGUUCGAGCCGGAUCCCAGCUGCCUUGCUUUCGCCUGCCUACAUCAUCCUUCAGCAAGGUGUUCAGUUUCCUAAAGAGGUAGACCAGGUGCCACAUGUCUUGACAGGAGGGAGGCGGAAGCUCUGCAAGGAAGGCCUCCGAACCACUCCAGUGGCACCUGCCGAGGACCUGCGGGCCGCGCUCGUCGAGGCAUCCCACAACCAGUGGGGUGCCUAUGGCACCGAUGUGGCCACAGCGUUCCUCCUUGCACCUUUAGGAUCACAGGCGAAGGGACGAAAAUACAUCUUGAGGCCUCCGCAAAUCCUGAGGGACCUAGCCCUCGCCGAGGAGGGCGAGUACUGGGUUGUCCGUAAAGCAAUAUACGGAUUAAGGGAGAGUCCACGAUGGUGGUCCGAAUACCGCGACCAGGCUUUGAAGGGGGUCAAGACAGUGGAUCCGACCACAGGGGAGCUCCUAACCCUGGAACAGGGCCAGGUCGAUGCUAACAUCCUUCGCAUCAAAGGGGUGGGGGGUGAGACGCUGGGUCUGAUGAUCCUCUACGUCGACGACGUGCUCUUUCUCACGACAAAGUCAAGAGCUCGAGCCAUCUACGACUACAUCAGGACAUCCUUGCAUUGGGAACUGGAUCCACUUAAGCAGGCAACUGAGGAGGAGCCCCUAAAGUUCCUUGGGGUGAACAUACGACCACUGCCCAAGGCCCCCGGCAAGGAGCCGGGCUUCUCCCUGGAGCAGACUGCCUACAUCGAGGAAGUGUUGCACGCGCAUGGGUUUUCUGGCGCUGAUGCCCUGAAGCGUGCGCAGAAAAUCACAGGUCUAGCAGCAUGGGUGGCAUUGCUGAUGUCGUAUGCUGGGGUGAUUUACGGUCAAGAGCAGCAUGAAGGCCAAGCACCUCCGCCUCCACCACCACUUGUGCAUGAGGAUCCGCCCGGGGUCUCGGAUGACACAUGGCUGUAUGUGCUUCGCUUCUUCUUUUCCGACUUGUGGUUCAAAGGCAUGCAGCACGUUAUGAGUGCCCAAUCCGCUUCGGCGGUGCGGGGCUCCGCUACAGGGCCUCUGAUGAAUGGUCGCGGGCACCAGUCGUCGGUGGCGCCAAGCUAUGGGGCUGCUUCUGAAGCUGGGUCUACAAGUGGUGUGGGCUUGGAUGCUGGGAGCAGUUUGCCGCAGGACACGAGGAUGGCCUCCGGCUGCAGAUCUGGCAAUGAUCUGCAGCAGGGGUCCAUCCCUGGCUCUGGAGGUGGUGGUACAGCUACACCUUUGGAGGUUGUGAAUGACCUGAGGGCGGCAACCGAUGGGGGCGAGGCCCCAGAUACCGGUUUGCCCCCUGGAGCAGGCAACAACAGUUCAGAACUACCCGAAACACCUUUGGAGAGUGCACGGCGAGCUGUAGGACAGAUCUGGCAAGCGGUGCAGGUGGCCGCUGGACACCCUGCUAUGGCUUCCCGACCUCCUCUGAACGAAGGAGGAGAGUCUGGGGAAGUGGAAACGUAUCUGAGUGCUGGCUGGGAUGGGUCACGGGAUGAUUCGAGGUCUCCCUCUCCACCACGUGGGCCUCCCCCCGCUCCAGCCGAGGUGAUGUUGCAGCAGCCACUGUUUCCACCUGAAGUCCUGAGCCAGAUUGAGACGAUGAAUCGCGAGGCCUGA